UUAGGCCUCCGGGCGGCGGGGGCCCAAUCGCAAGAGGUGUUUUCAGGUUGGCCCCGCCCCUCGUCGGAUCAGCUGAUGGGUUUGGCGAUGUCUGUUGACAGCGGAGCUGGGCAGAGCUCAGGGCAGCCGAAGUACAGGCGCCGCAGCCCAGGCCCGAGCAGGAGCGCAGCCUCGGGGGCCCCGGGCUCGAGCCAGAGGCGCAGGCGCGGUGCCCGGCGCAGGCGCAGACCCAGCUGCCGACCCCGACGCAGCCUGGCUGGACCGAGGCCGGGCCCGGCCCGGGGCGAGCUUGCGAGCCGGAGCGAGACGGCAGAGGGAGAGCCCCGGGGCUGGCGGAGCAGAGGCCGAGCCGGGCCCGGGCCCGGAGCUGAGGGAGGGAGCCGGGGCGGACCCCGGGCCGGCAGCUAGGGGGCGCCUCCCUCUUCGGGGCCGAUGUGAGUCCCGAUGGAGCAGCCGUGGGGGAGGCUGAUACGCCUGGGCGCCGCCGAGGGCGAGCCCCCCGUGCUGCUGCGGAGGAAGGAGUGUACCAUCGGGCGCAGGAAAGGUUGUGACCUUUCAUUCCCUGGUAACAAAUUGGUGUCUGGAGAUCACUGUAAAAUAGUGGUGGAUGAAGAAUCUGGUCAGGUCUCUCUAGAGGAUACCAGCACUAAUGGAACUGUAAUUAAUAAAGUGAGGAUAGUGAAGAAGCAGUCAUAUGCUUUACAGACUGGGGAUGUCAUCUACGUGGUUUACAGGAAGAACGAGCCAGAGCAAAAUGUUGCAUAUCUCUAUGAAUCUUUGAAAGCAAAGCCAAGCAUAUCACCAGAACUCACUGAGGCUACUGGAAGAAAUGUGUGCAACGUGACCAAAGAUACCUCAGGUUCAGAAGGAAGCAAUGAUACCCAGGUUAUGCCAUCCUUGCCCAAUGAUCAGUCUUGCUUUGAGGAACCACAGCCAUCUACAUCCACAUCAGACCUCUUUAAUACGUCCUCUACCUCUCUCCUGGAGUCUGCUACUGCUGAGCGGGAGCAUCCCUCUAGACCUGGUGGAGCCAGGUGUGUAAGCAUAUCAUCACCUGAAGAUCAGUAUCAAUUUGCCACAUGUGAUGAUACUUCCAGCUUCUUAUCAGCUCCUCUGGACAAAGAGGGAACCUCAGCUUUCCUAUCCAAACCUCAGGACUGGGAAGACUUGGGGCCUGCUAAAAAGAAAAUUAAAGGAGAUGGGCAUACGAAUCUGAGUCUGCAGUUGUCUGUUGCAGACCAGUGUAAAAACAGCAGGGCCGUUCCUGAGGAAGUGAAAGCAGAAAAUAUGAAACCAGACAAAAUGGAAGAAACUCUCACUUGCAUUAUUUGUCAGGAGUUGCUGCACGACUGUGUGAGUCUGCAGCCCUGCAUGCACACCUUCUGUGCCGCUUGCUAUUCAGGUUGGAUGGAGCGAUCCUCCCUCUGUCCCACGUGCCGGUGUCCGGUCGAACGUAUAUGCAAAAACCACAUCCUGAACAACCUGGUUGAGGCCUACCUUAUCCAGCACCCAGAUAAGUGCCGUAAUGAAGAGGAUGUGCGCAAUAUGGAUGCCAGGAAUAAAAUCACACAGGACAUGCUUCAGCCAAAAGUCAGAAGGUCCUUCUCUGAUGAGGAGGGAAGUUCCGAGGACCUGUUGGAACUGUCUGAUGUGGACAGCGAAUCUUCAGAUAUCAGCCAGCCGUAUGUGGUGUGCCGACAGUGUCCCGGUUAUCGCAGGCAGGCCGUGCCACCCUCCCCCUGUCUGCUGCCUGAGAGGGACGGAGGUGCCUUCGAGGCCCCUGCAGAUGCCCCCUCCACCUCUGCCAGCUUUCCUGCAGCCACCCAGGACUAUGUGUGUCCUUCACAAGGAAGUCACGCCAUAUGCACCUGCUGUUUCCAGCCCAUGCCAGACCGUCGAGCUGAGCGGGAGCAGAACCCGCAUGUCGUUGCCCCCCAGCAGUGCGCCGUGUGCUCACAGCCCUUCUGCCACCUGUAUUGGGGCUGUACCCGGACAGGCUGCUCGGGCUGCCUGGCACCGUUCUGCGAGAUAAAUCUUGGUGAAAAAUGUUUAGAUGGUGUACUAAACAACAACAACUACGAAUCAGAUAUUCUAAAGGCUUACCUAACAUCCCGGAACUUGACAUGGAAGAAUGUGUUAAAUGAAAGUUUGCUGGCUCUUCAGAGGGGACUGUUUCUCUUGUCAGAUUACCGAAUUACUGGAAAUACUGUGCUUUGUUACUGCUGUGGCCUACGCAACUUUCGAGAGCUGACAUACCAGUACAGACAAAACAUCCCUGCUUCAGAAUUACCAGGGACUGUAACAUCUCGUCCUGAUUGCUACUGGGGGCGCAACUGCCGGACUCAGGUUAAAGCUCACCAUGCCAUGAAAUUCAAUCAUAUUUGUGAACAAACACGCUUCAAGAACUAAGCCUGGAAGUACUGAUAGUCUUGGAUAUUUUUAUGUUAAAAAAAAAAAAAAAAAAAAAAAAGUUUCAAGACCUCAAAUACAGAACAUAAAUGUUUUCAGGGCAUUUUAAAGUUCCCUCUUGGAGGGGAAUUGGAUAUCUCUGCAUCAGGUACUGGUGUGAUUUUUUUUUUUUAUUUUGUAGAGCUUUAUACUUGAGUAAGACCUUUUUUAAGUAACCUGAAGAGCAUUUCAUGGUGCCCAUCAGGCACACCAUUGUGUCAGCAACAACACGGACUGGAAGACACACUCAGGACAGGCAGGAAUGGCACCGAUGGUCAUGAGAUGUCCUGAAGCUGAAGUGUUUGUUGUGCAUCGGGUUGAGUUAAAGCCGGGAUUGUCAAAGGAAAAAAUUCAGCACCAACCACUCCACCUCCCACCCCCAUCUCUUACAGAUGAGAGCCUCAUUUUGUUUCUUCUACCUUCACCAAAAUGGUUGUUAGAUCAGGAAUCCCUUUUUACCAAGAAUUUUGUAUGGCAAAAAAAAAAAAAAAAAAAAAAAA
Molecule: messenger RNA, 2948 nt
Organism: Sarcophilus harrisii (Tasmanian devil)
Lineage: Eukaryota; Metazoa; Chordata; Mammalia; Dasyuromorphia; Dasyuridae
Gene: CHFR
Product: checkpoint with forkhead and ring finger domains
Exons: 17
Coding region: 445-2409 (654 amino acids)
Biological process (GO): ubiquitin-dependent protein catabolic process; protein ubiquitination; mitotic cell cycle checkpoint signaling
Cellular component (GO): nucleus
Molecular function (GO): ubiquitin-protein transferase activity; protein binding
Source: RefSeq, a predicted model, not a curated record